Messenger RNA from Arachis stenosperma, 3531 nucleotides. RefSeq names its product disease resistance protein RPP13-like. The transcript is spliced from 2 exons. Gene Ontology annotation, molecular function: ADP binding. The coding region runs from base 129 to 3296 and encodes 1055 amino acids. Gene Ontology annotation, biological process: defense response to other organism; signal transduction. NCBI's taxonomy places the organism in Eukaryota, Viridiplantae, Streptophyta, Magnoliopsida, Fabales, Fabaceae. The record is from RefSeq and is a predicted model, not a curated record.
CCUUCAUUCACAUCUCACAGCUGGUUGUAUGACUUGGUUGCAGCCACUGCACAUAUACAAUAAUCUCCAUUUCUAUAAUUUACUCUUUGAUUUAAGUUGAUUCCGAGUUAAUUAUUAUAUACCACAUAAUGUCAUAUGAUGGAGCCGCCGAGGCGUCGUCUUCGUCAUUGCCGCCGGCACCGUGGGUGUGGGCGACGUCAUCCUUAUCAGAAGGCAUGUAUGAUGUUUUUCUGAACUUUAGAGGCGAGGAUUCUAGGUUCGCAUUCACAGAUUAUCUCUAUCAUGGAUUGGCCGACGUAAAAAAACUGCAAGUAUUCAGAGAUGAUCCGGGUCUGGAACUAGGUGACAAAAUCACAACUCUGAUGGAAGCAAUUAAAAGAUCAAGGAUUCAUAUUGUUGUGAUGAGUGAAAACUAUGUAUCUUCCCGAUGGUGCCUCCUGGAACUACAGCAGAUGCUCAAGUUAUCCGACGAUGGAAAGAAACGGCCCGUUAUCCCAAUUUUUUUAUACGUGGAGCCGUCAGAAGUGAGAUUUAGCGACAAAUCCAAGGAAGCCAUGGAGAAACAUGAAAAGAGAUACGGCAAAGACACGGCGGACGCGUGGACAUCCGCUCUAAAUGAAGUUUGCGGCCGCAGCGGAGAACACAUUUUUCCUGUUCCCAAAACGCAGAAGUAUGAAACAGGGGUCAUAGGCAAGAUUGUUGAACAAGUCUCUGCAAAACUUCAACAGAUCAAGCAACAAUUAAAUAGAUUUGAUUCUCAAUUUCAAGUGGUUGAAUCACUUUUGAACCUUGAAUCUUGUGAUACUGUUGGGGUGGUGGGAAUUUAUGAGGAUCCUAAAAUUGGCAAAAGUUACAUAACAACAUUUGCUUUUGAGCUAUACUAUAAGAUCAAACAUAACUUCCAAGCGGCAGGUUUUCUUGUUGAUAUUAGUAAAUUUCUAAGGAAAACUACUGACAAUCAUUUGGAAAAUCUCCAAAAGGAGCUUCUUUCUGAUAUGGAUGUGAAGACUAUGCAGGAGUUGGAAUAUAAAAAGAUGCUUCUGGUUAUGGAAGGGGUUGAUAGUAAAGAGCAUUUGGAGUUGCUAGUGGGAAUGGGAAUAAGUGAUUGGUUUGGUGGUGGUAGUAGGAUCCUCAUAGCAACAGAAAACAGAAAUCUGUUUGAGGAUUGUCCUGCUGUGAUGAAUGGUGUUAAGCUUGAGAAACAUUGCAUACGCGAAGGUGAAUUGGUGAAGGAAAAGAUUGUGAAGGAGAAGAAGGUAGUGGGAUUUGUGAAAGAAUUCAUCGAUGUUAUUAAUCAACUGAAGGAAGAAGAUUCAAAUGGGAGGAAUGUUGUUUCCAUUGUUGGCAUGGGUGGAUCAGGAAAGACUACCCUUGCCCGAAUGAUCUAUGACAGCAAUGAGGUGAGGCAGGUAUUCCCUUGCCGUGCGUGGGCAACUGUUUCCAAACAGUGCAUUGAAAAGGAAGUUUACAGAAACCUUCUCGAGUCUUUGAAGGUACCAAAAUCUGAAUCUGAAAAAUUAAGUGAAGAGGAGUUGAAGGAGAAGGUGAAAAAAUGUUUGAAUGGGCAACGGGGAAAGUACUUGGUAGUGCUGGAUGAUGUGUGGGAUACUCAAGCGUGGAACAAGCUGAAGGAUUAUGUUCUACCAGAAAAGAAUAAUGGGAGCAGGAUAUUGGUUACUACGAGAAAUGAUAGGGUGGCAAACUAUGCAAUGUCAAAGGAACCUCACCAUCAACUUGGCCCUUUGAAUGAAGAAGACAGUUGGGAAUUGUUUCGCAGCGAGGUGCUUGGUGGAGAAGAGUGUCCUUCUGAUUUAGAGCCUAUUGGUGAAUCAAUUGCCAAAAGUUGCAAGGGUUUGCCCUUGGCUAUCGUAACCAUAGCAGGGGUUGUCAAAAAGAGGAAGAGAUCAAAAACAGAGUGGGAAAAAAUUGAGAAAUUAAUUCCUUAUUGGUGUGAUGAUGAUGAUAUCGACAGGAUGAUGAAGAUAUUGAACACGAGCUAUGAAGAUUUACCUCCAGAAUUGAAGCCAUGCUUUCGAUAUCUUGGGGUGUUUCCGGAAGAUUGCAAGAUUGCAGCAAAGGAGAUAAUUGAACUAUGGAAUGCAGAAGGCUUGACAAAAGUAAGAGAAACUGGAAGAUCAAAUGCACCAGAGCCUGAAGACAUUGGUGAGGAGCGCUUGAAGGAGCUAGUGGAUCGUAACUUGGUACAAGUGGUGAGUAGGAAGAGUGAUGGGGAAGGCGCGAAAACAUGUCGGAUCCACGAUCUCUUCCGGGAACUGUGCAUAUCACUGAGUAACAAACCAGAUAACAACAACAAUGCUUGUAGAUCAUUGUCCUUUCCCAGAAACGUAGGAUCCUACUAUACCUGUUCAGUAGAGACAUGUAAUGAAUCACCAACUCUUUCACUAUUCUUUUAUGGAGAUGCAGAGGGGUGGGCCCAACAUAUUUCAGAAAAUCGCCGUGUUAAGGUGCUGUAUUUUUCUCAAUGGGUAAGUAAUAGUUCAAGAAGUGUUAAGUAUUUGGAGAGUUUGAGUUUGACACCCGACCUCAAGUACUUGAGAAUGGACUUUUCUGACUCAGAUGGGUUGCAUAACUUUCCAAGUUUAGAAACAUUGCAUAUACUCCACGACGCUUGGCCGAUUGACCUAAGCAUUGGGGGCUUAAAGAAACUGAGACAUCUUUAUAGUCAAUGUCUCCUGAAUUUAUUAGGAGUUGAAGAUAAAAUGCAGAAUCUUCAAACUCUAUGUCGUGUGAUUGCCGAUUCACAUCUAUGGUCCUUUCUCUACAGUGGCUACUUCCCCAACUUGAGAAAGCUGGCUUUAAUUUUAACUAAAAAAGACCCAGAAAGUUCAGCAGAGAAAAACUUAAAGAGCCUGCGUGGCCUAAGCGAGCUACGUAAGCUGAAACUUAAGUUUGUUCACUUUAGUGGAGUUUCAUUAGAUAAUGCACUUCCGUCAAAUCUUAUCAAGAUUACCUUGUCAGCGUUUACGGGUUUGAAAUCCAAGGACAUGAAUACCUUGGGACUAAUGCCCAACCUUCAAAUUUUAAAAUUGACUUGGGGAGGUUGUGCCGAAGAAACUCUUGAUAUUGGUAGUGCUGGGAGCUUUCCGUGUCUUGAAGUGUUCAUCAUGAGACACGUGAGAAGUGUCGCAUAUCUUAAAUCAGGACAAGGUGCGAUGCCUCAUCUUCGACGUGCGGUCUUCUGUUACUGCCCUCACUUGAAGGAGGUCACUCAACGAAUGCGUUCCUUGGGUAGUAACUUGGAGUAUGUAAACGAUGAUGAUGAUGAUGAUGAUUGAUUGAUUGAUUUCUGUGAAGCAUUGGAUAUCAAUGUCACUGCUUCCUCCCAAAAGGAGGUAUAUCUUUCUGUGAUUCUCUAAUAUUGCAUUUUUUUUUCCUGUUCUCUCUCUCUCUGUCUUUGUUUCUCUGAAUAAAAUUGUCAGUUGUUUUUAUUUCGAACGACACUUUUUCGUUCUUAUUUUGGUAUUGUAAUUCCUUGAGCACAUUUGUAUUAUGAUUCUCUAUUACACUGAA